UAGGAUAGAGUGAGGACUUUCGUUAGAGAAUCGCUGGUUUUGCAACAGGAUUUGCAUUCAACUUACGUAUUUGAACAUGUUGAGGAUUUGUGGGUAGUUCUGCUUGUAAGCUGGAGACUGUUUGAUGUCCAACUGCAGUUGGCGUUGACUAUUUAUACCCUAAGAUAGUCUUCAACCUACCACAAUAGUGACUCAGCUGUGAGUUGGUCCUCAUUGAAAUGCACCAGAUACAACCGUUAACUGUUUGCAUUUAGCAUUUUGUAUCUUUUAUCGCUCUGCAUUUGGCUAUUUAUGUUGUUUCCCACUGUUUAAUGUAAAACACGUCGCAGAGCCCGCAAAUAACUGAAGUUGCCUUAAGGUCAAAUUGGGCUUGGAGUUGGGCUGGGGUAUAAAUAGUGGGCAGAAAAUCGUUAAGCGGCAUCAGACAAGUUCAAGAGUUCUCGAACACAACAAUUAACAAAAUGUUCAAAUUCACUAUUGCCAUCAUCUUCGCUUUCAUGGCCUGCGCUGCUGCCAAGCCAGGUCUGCUGCUGGGUCAAUCUGUAGCUUACUCCGCUCCGCUUGUGGCCGCUGCUCCUGCUCCCUAUGUGACUGCCACCAGUAGCCAGGUGUUUGCCCGGAACUAUAAUGGCAUUGCCGCUGCUCCAGUGAUCGCUCCUGUGGCCGCUCCAGUUCUUGCGAGAUACGCCGCUGCUCCCUUGGCGGCUCCUCUGGCUUAUCACGCGGCGCCUUUGGCCUAUUCUCAUCCAGUGGCUGCUCCAGUUCUGUUUUGGCUUCCGCUAAUUGGAUUUACCCUCAACGCCCUCAAGCAACUACAACUCAAAUCAAAUCUAAUCAACAUGUUCAAAUACGCCGUUGUCAUCUGCGCACUGAUUGCCUGCGUCGCCGCCAAGCCUGGUUUGUUCCACGCUCCUCUGGCAGCGCCCGCCGCUGUUUUUGCUGCACCUGCUCCGGUGGUGACCGCCACCAGCAGCCAAGUGGUGGCCAGGACCUUCAAUGGCAUCGCUCAUGCGCCCGUGAUUGCUCCAGUGCCAGUCCCAGUUGCUGCUCCACUUGUGCGUGCCGUCGCUCCAGUUGCUGCUCCAGUUUCCUUUGCUGCUCCUGCGCCCAUUGUGCAACAUGUUGCUGCCCCAUUGGCUGCACACUACGCUCACCACUACGCCGCCGCACCCGUCGUGGCCAGAUACAGCGCUCCCUUGGCUUAUGCUCCCGCUCCGCUGAACUAUGCCGCCGCGCCCGGCUUGUGGUAAGCGCAGCUGGCGGAUUAAGCGUUUUUGUGUUCAAUGACUGAUAGCCUUUAAUAAAAA
Messenger RNA from Drosophila busckii, 1307 nucleotides. RefSeq names its product cuticle protein 16.5-like. Bases 462 to 1250 code for a protein of 262 amino acids. NCBI's taxonomy places the organism in Eukaryota, Metazoa, Arthropoda, Insecta, Diptera, Drosophilidae. The transcript has 5 exons. The record is from RefSeq and is a predicted model, not a curated record.